AUGGCGAAGGAGGGAGAUGCUGUCCCUUCGGUUGUCUUCAAGUGCCGCGUGCGUGACAACUCGAUGACCAACACGGCCAACCCCUUCACCUGGAAGGACGUGAAGAGCGAGGAUCUGUUCAAGGGCAAGAGGGUCGUUGUCUUCGCUCUCCCUGGAGCCUUCACUCCCACCUGCUCCAGCACCCACCUGCCCGGGUACGAGAAGCACUACGACGAGAUCAAGAAGUGCGGAGUCGACGAGGUCUACUGCUUGUCUGUCAACGAUGCCUUCGUCAUGCGCCAGUGGGGCCUUGCCCAGGUUGGAAACUUCAAGAAGGUCAAGCUCCUUCCUGACGGCGCCUGCUUGUUCACCCGCGGAAUGGGAAUGAGCUGCGUCUGGGACUCUGAGAGAGGAUUCGGAGAGCGAUCCUGGAGGUACAGUGUCGUCAUCAAUGACAUGAAGGUCGAGAAGAUCUUCGUCGAGGCUGGACAAGUGAACCAGAACUCCGGCCCCGAUCCCUUCGAGGUGUCUGACGCCGGUACCAUGCUCGGGUACCUCCAGUCUGCCAAGAAGUGA
Molecule: messenger RNA, 555 nt
Organism: Guillardia theta CCMP2712
Lineage: Eukaryota; Cryptophyceae; Pyrenomonadales; Geminigeraceae
Exons: 9
Coding region: 1-555 (184 amino acids)
Biological process (GO): cell redox homeostasis; cellular response to oxidative stress; hydrogen peroxide catabolic process
Cellular component (GO): cytoplasm
Molecular function (GO): thioredoxin peroxidase activity
Source: RefSeq, a predicted model, not a curated record